This is a messenger RNA of Didymosphaeria variabile, 3414 nucleotides long. RefSeq names its product phosphatidylinositol-3,5-bisphosphate 5-phosphatase (gene FIG4). The transcript has a single exon. Gene Ontology annotation, biological process: phosphatidylinositol dephosphorylation. Gene Ontology annotation, molecular function: phosphatidylinositol-3,5-bisphosphate 5-phosphatase activity. The record is from RefSeq and is a predicted model, not a curated record. The coding region runs from base 1 to 3414 and encodes 1137 amino acids. Gene Ontology annotation, cellular component: intracellular membrane-bounded organelle. NCBI's taxonomy places the organism in Eukaryota, Fungi, Ascomycota, Dothideomycetes, Pleosporales, Didymosphaeriaceae.
AUGGAGAGGGAGAGGCAUGGUGGUGAUUUGUACGACCCACUCGGCUCCCAUCCGGGAUCAGCAAGGGCGAGAGGCUCCAACGAGAGCUUGACUGAUAUUCCCGAAGAUGUGGAACAAACUUCAACCACCAUCGGAAGCCCUGAGAUAGAGGCCAAAGAUGGCGCCCCAACGCUUGACUUCAUCCCAGCCGAGGAUGUCGAGCAGGUGCCUGGAAUGCCGCGAGGAGACACGGAAUCGAUGAAAUUUGAUGGAGAAGAUGAGAACCCGGCUAUUCCGGAAUUAUUCCAGCGAUCUUCAAGCCCCGCAGCUAUGCACAAGCAGAAAGGUGCCGCUUACGAAAAAGUUGGGGAGGAUGGAAUUAACAGGAUGCACAAAUUCUACCUUUAUGAGACAAGCACCCGGUUCUAUCUCAUCGGGGCGGACCUCCUAGACAAGCAUUACAGAGUACUGAAGAUUGACCGAACCGCGCCACCGGGUCAUUUGAGUAUUUUUGAAGAUGAGAUUGUUUAUGACAGGAAAGAAAUGAACCAUCUGCUGCACACAAUCAACGACGGAAACAAGCAUACGGGAGGCGUGAAACUGAAAUGCAGCACUUGGGGGCUUAUGGGCUUCGUAAGGUUCACGGAAGCUUAUUACAUGGUUCUGAUCACCAAGCGCGCACAGGUAGCGAUGCUUGGUGGGCAUUACAUUUACCAGGUCGAUGGCACAGAGUUGAUACCUCUCACUACCGGGUCUUCAUCGCGGUUCCAAAAGGACCGGAACCCGGAGGAAGCCAGGUAUCUGAGUAUCCUGAACAACCUCGACCUGACACGCUUCUUCUAUUUCAGCUACUCCUACAACAUCACACGUAGUCUCCAGCAGAAUAUCAUCCGCGAGAGAAACGCUAUCAACGAAGGGUCGAAACACCAAAACCGGGAUUACCAAGACAUAUUCGUAUGGAAUCACUACCUUCUCGAGCCGGCGCGCGAAGCGUUGAAGAAUGUCCAUGAUUGGUGCCAUGCGGUUAUACAUGGCUCUAUCGAUCAAUCAUCGCUCGAUGUCUUUGGACGUAGGAUAUACAUCACACUCAUGGCGAGGCGUUCGAGGUUUUUUGCAGGUGCACGCUUCUUGAAGCGCGGCACAAACGAUUUGGGCUAUGUCGCUAACGACGUCGAGACUGAGCAAAUCGUCUCGGAAGCGGUCACCACUUCGUUUCACGCACCUGGGCCGCGGCUGUGGUCGAAUCCUACUUAUACCUCGUACGUGCAACACCGUGGGAGCAUACCACUGUAUUGGACGCAAGACAAUUCCGGGGUCACGCCAAAGCCAGACAUCAAACUUAACCUUCCGGAUCCCUUUCAUAGUGCGGCAGCAUUGCACUUUGACAAUCUGUUCGAGAGAUAUGGUGCUCCAGUAUACGUACUGAACCUCAUCAAGCAGCGCGAACGGACGCCGAGGGAGUCCAAGCUCCUGCACGAGUACAAGGUGGCUAUAGAGUAUCUCAACCAGUCUCUCCCUCAAGAGAAGAGGAUCAUCUACGAGGCUUUCGACAUGGCCAGGGCUUCUAAGACGCGUGGUCAGGACGUCAUUCUCUCCCUAGAGCAUUUGGGCGAAAAGGUCCUACGGCAGACAGGCUUCUUUCACAAUGGUGAUGGUGAGUUCGACUCUCCGCAAGUGCAGAACGGAGUCGCUCGAACGAAUUGCAUCGACUGUCUAGAUCGAACAAAUGCCGCACAGUUCGUGAUUGGGAAACGAGCACUUGGUCGUCAACUCCAGGCUCUUGGUGUUAUAUCUGGAAACACGGUCGAAUACGACAGUGACUGUGUCGACAACUUUACUCACAUGUUCCACAAUCAUGGCGACGCGAUCGCCAUGCAAUACGGCGGCUCGCAUCUCGUCAACACGAUGGCCACUUAUCGGAAAAUCAACCAAUGGCAGAGCAGCUCACGAGAUAUGGUCGAGAGCUUCAAACGCUACUAUCACAAUUCUUUCCUUGAUUCACAACGACAGGAGGCUUGCAAUCUAUUCCUUGGUAAUUACAUCCAUGCAGAGGGCCAGCCCAUGCUAUGGGACCUACAAACAGACUACUAUCUUCACCACGCGGACCCACGCUUUUUUCUCGAAACUCCUCGCAGAGACUACAUAAGCUGGUACACUCCCGAGUUCCUAGAGCCUCGCUCUCUGCCGCCCUUCACCGUACCUUACGAGGAACUUAGGGAGUUGGUACGCAACGGUACGGCUGAACACGACGAUUACUGGAACGAAUACUAUCGGCCGUUAGCUGUAACAUCGCUCCUCAAGGUCUACGCCUUCCGUCUUAGCUGUCCGCCGGCAAAGGAAAAAGACACCUCUCAUCCCUCUCGGUUGCAGGAUGCAUCGCCUUUCGUCGUGCGCAAGAAACAACAGGCUCAGGCGACUGUUCCCAACGACAACAAGAAGCCAGCUCGUAAAGGCGUCACCAUCUUGGAUCCUUCGAGUGACACUGAGUCGCGUAGGCAUAGUCUCGCGCGUCGUCGCCAGAACAUGCACUUGCGUAUCCCAGAAACAGGCUUUUCGGCCCAACAAUCCAUCUUGAGAGACCCGCACUUUGAGACACAGAUGCCUUUGUCUGCACCUCCCGGGGUUGUCAAUUUCCAGACACUAGACCAGUCCAGCUCCACGGGCUUCUCAUCAUCUUUCAACACCAAAGGAUUCAAACCGGCAGACAAGGCGCUCAUUCAUCAAUGGACUCUUGCGCAAUUCCACGAAAACAGCCUCAACCCCAGCGUCACCGCCGGUGAAGAAGAGGAGUACGAACGAUACGUCGGGCACCCUCUGAACCUCCCCCUCGUGGUCAGCAACGAGGCGCCAGCAGUAGGCGACCCCGCCGCCCUGGAGUUCGUCGAGUACCUCGACAUGACCGAAGGUGGCACGCAGCCUGCGCAACCAGAUCAAGAUGAAGACUCAGACAGCGACAGCUUCUACUAUGUGCCUCUUUCAAGAAGCGUCCCACACAAUCUCAAACUCGACACAGACGUUGCUUCCAUCCGCUCCUUGCCCCUACGGCCCACCUCCUCCGCCUCCUUCAGCUACCCAACCCCCUUCUCGCACCCGCCAGGCUACCCCCACCAGCACAAAACCUUCGCCCACAACUUCCAUAAUUUCCACCACCUCCACGACGCCUACCCUGACACCCCCGAAACCAACCCUCCUGACGUUUCCGACUUAGCGCCAGCUGCCACGGCCGCAAGCGGAAACGCGAAGUUCACAACCAAGGACGAGGAUAUCGAGGAGUUUGAAGAGUUUCUGAAGGUCAGGGAUAACCCGCUGGAUGUGGAGGAGGAGGACGGCGCGAAGAAGAGGUAUAAGGCGUAUAGGCAGUGGUUGAGGGGGAAGAGCUUUUUUAAACAGAGUAAGGUGGACCCGGAGUGGCAGAAUCAGUUGCCUGUUAGGUAG